UGUGGGUAAUGAUGGACCGCAGGAGCGGGACCGAAUGGUUCGUGCCUGCAUCGCCAUUAUCUGUGAACUUGCACUGGAGAACCCUGAGAUUGUGGCCAAGAGGGGUGGUCUCAGCACCAUCCUGAAGAAUGUAAUCGACUGUCAGCUCAGUCGCAUCAAUGAGGCUCUGAUGACCACCAUCCUGCACCUGCUCAAUCACCCACAUACACGGCAAUACGUUCGCUCUGACGUGGAGCUCGAGCAAAUCCUGGCACCUUACACAGACUUUCACUACAGACACAAUCCAGACACAGCAGAGGGUCUACUCAAAGAAGACAGGGAGGCUAGAUUUCUGGCCAGUAAGAUGUCAAUUGUUGCUUCCCUUCGCUCUUGGUCAGGCAUCAUUAAUCUCUGCAAAUCAGGCAACUCUGGAAUCCAGUCUCUCAUUGGUUUGCUGUGUAUACCAAAUAUGGAAGUGAGGCGAGGUCUUCUGGAGGUGAUGUAUGAUAUAUUCAGACUCCCUGUUCCCGUGGUGACACAAGAUUUUAUAGAAGCUCUUCUCAGUGUGGACCCCAGUAGGUUUCAGGACAGUUGGAGACUGUCAGAUGGCUUUGUAGCCUCAGAAGCAAAAAUAAUUCUUCCACAUAGGGCACGGUCCAGACCAGAUUUGAUGGAUAACUAUCUCGCCUUGCUACUUUGUGCAUUCAUUCACAGUGGACUUUUAGAGGGCCUGGUUGAAGUGAUCACUAGCAGUGAUGAUAGUGUUUCAGUGCGUGCAACCAUCCUUUUAGGAGAACUCCUGCAUAUGGCCAACACCAUUCUUCCCCACUCCCAUAAUCACCACCUGCACUGCCUGCCCACUCUUAUGAACAUGGCUGCUUCUUUCGACAUUCCUCAGGAGAAAAGACUACGGGCAAGUACUGCAGUCAAUUACUUGAAGCGAUUUCAUGAGAAGAAGAAACGAGGCCCCAAACCCAAUAGUCUUUACUUGGACCACAUUAUUCGCAAAUCGCUGGCUGCUCAUUACUGUCGGGACCAGCACCUUAGGCCCCAGAGGGACAUUUUUGUCAUUAAGGACACUGAGGAGGCCCUGAUGAUGAACCUCAGAGACAGUCAGAUUCUCAGUCAUAAACAGAAUUUGGAAUGGAACUGGGUCCUAAUCAGUACCAUACUCAAGUGGCCAAAUGCUAACCUUCGGAACAACAAAGAGGAACAGAUGCACAAGUUUGUACGAAGGCUGCUGUUCUUCUACAAGCCUAGCAGCAAGCUGUAUGCUGGCCUGGAGCUGGACCACAGCAAGGCCAGGCAAUUAACGGCGGUGGGCUGUCAGUUCAUUGAGUUUCUGCUGGAGUCAGAUGAGGAUGGCCAGGUGUUUCUUGAAGACCUGGUGAAGGACAUUGUCCAGUGGCUGUCCUCAUCCUCUGGCCUGAAACCAGACCGUAGUCUGCAGAGCAACGGCCUCCUCACCACUCUCAGCCAGCACUACUUCCUCUUCCUCGGCACUCUCUCUGCCCACCCGCAGGGUGUUAAGAUGCUUGAGAAGUGCAGCGUCUUCCAGUGCCUGCUGAACCUGUGCUCCUUGAAGAACCAGGACCAUCUUCUGAAGCUGAUUGUUUCCACACUGGACUACAGCCGGGAUGGCUUAGCACGAAUCAUCCUCUCCAAGAUCCUCACUGCUGCCACUGACAACUGCAGGCUGUACGCCACCAAGCAUCUGCGGGUACUACUUCGAGCUAACGUGGAGUUCUUCAGCAAUUGGGGUAUUGAACUGCUGGUGACUCAGCUACACGACCGCAACAAGGCCGUCUCGGUGGAGGCUUUGGACAUACUGGAUGAGGCCAGUGAAGACAAGGCAAACCUACACGCUCUGAUUCAGAUGAAGCCAGCGCUAACUCACCUUGGAGACAAGGGUGUGCUGUUGCUGCUACGGUUUUUGUCCAUUCCAAAGGGGUUCUCCUAUCUAAAUGAAAGGGGAUAUGUCACUAAACAACUAGAAAAAUGGCAGAAGGAAUGCAACCUCAAGUAUGUGGACCUCAUAGAGGAACAGCUAAAUGAAGCACUCACUACUUACCGUAAACCAGUGGAUGGAGAUAACUAUGUGCGACGGAGCAACCAAAGGUUACAAAGACCAAAUGUUUUUCUUCCUGUGCAUUUGUAUGGGCAGCUUGUACAUGAUAAGACAGGCUGUCAUUUGCUGGAAUCUCAGAAUGUAGUUUCAGACCUGAGCUACACAGUGCGCUGCCCAGUGCUGGACAAAUGGGAUGGCAUUAAACAGCUUAAAGCUGCUCUUUGGGCCCUGGGAAACAUUGGCACGUCUAACUGGGGACUGAAUCUGCUACAGGAAGAGAAUGUAAUUCCAGAUAUCGUCGCUCUUGCCCAUGACUGUGAGGUUCUGUCUAUUAGAGGGACAUGUCUUUAUGUUCUGGGACUCAUUUCUAAAACUAAGCAGGGAUGUGAGCUUCUCAAACUGCAUGGUUGGGAUGCAGUUAGGCACAAUCGCAGACAGCUAUGGCCUGUGGUGCCGGAUGAGGUGGAGCAGAGCCAGAACCUACAGCAGCAGCAGCAACAACUGCAGCAACCCCUCAUCCACCUGUCCUCAGCACCCAGCACCCUCAGCCUGAACUCUGAGUCCACCAGCUCUAGACAUAACAGCGAGAGUGACUCCACUCAGCCUAGCAUGUACAUCCUGGAUGAUGACAAGUUAGAAAGCUCUGAACUUUCAGAGGACCAGCCACUGUACUUCAGGCCCAAACUCCUAAAGGACCGCAGCCCCUUCACCAUACUAGCCUCCAGUCGACUUGUCCGAAACAGCUUCCUCAUCUCGCUCUCUGGAAAAAAACUCCGUAGUACCAGUGACCCCAAAGGCACUGGUAGCAGCAGUAAACUCCAUGGUGAGCCCACGUUAGGAGGCCUAAGGAGGAUACGCACAGUUACAGAGCCCUCUAUAUUCUCUCAAGUUCAGGGAGAUGUUUUUAGUCCUGUAUUUACUGACGGACAUCUGCCGAAAAGCCCAAGCGUUAGUCUGGAUACCUCUUUUGUAGGCAGCAAGACUUCGGAAACUCAGGGCAGCACAUCUAGUAUUGGGGAGCCGGAGGUACGUCUGAACAAAGCUGCAGAACGGAGCUCAGGAGUUGGAGACGCCCACCGAGAGCAGACCAGUCGGGAAAGGCUGGCCGGCGAUGGCUCAGCCUCUGGGGGCGGGGCUCAGUUUAAAAGUCGCAGCCAGAGUUUCAACACAGACACGACCACUAGUGGUAUCAGCUCCAUGAGCUCCAGCCCAUCCAGAGAGACGGUGGGUGGCGUGGACUCUUCCACCAUCGACACGGACUGUGUUAGCCUCAAUACGGUCAUUAGCACUCAAACUGUCAAAACACUUCACUCUCUCACGCCCCAGUCCAACCACCUUCCCCUGUCCAAAUCUAACUCGGUACUGCUGAUGCCACCGGGUUCUUCUCAUACUUUGCCACGCAGGGCUCAGUCCCUUAAAUCACCUUCUGUCACGACCAUUUCAAGCCUGACAGACUGUAGCUGCAUGUACACCAGCCCUCGGGACGCACUGGGAUACGCUACCCUCAAACGACUACAGCAGCAGCGCAUUCACCCCUCCCUUUCCCAUAGCGAGGCGCUUGCCUCGCCUGCCAAAGACGUGCUCUUCACCGAUGCCAUCACUAUGAAAACUGGCAGCCUGGACUCCAGACUCACACCACGCAGGUUUCUCAAGGCUUUGAGUUUUGCAUCUCUGGAUAAGGAGGAUCUUCUGAGCCCUAUCAGUCAAACCUCCCUUCAGCGCUCCUCCUCAGUGCGUUCAAUGGUGUCCAGUGCCACAUAUGGCAACUCCGAUGACUAUAUUGGCCUUGCACUGCCAAUGAACAUCAACAGCAUGUUCCAGAUUAAAGACAUACCAUACUUCCAGAAGAGGACAAGUCCACCGUCAGAGGACCGAUCAGCAAAGUUCUUCUCGGGAGAUGCAGAUGGUUCCAGUGAAGGAUCUAGGCAUUCUGUUCUGCGAUCUCAGCUUAGUAUCACAGAGCUGAUUGCGGUGAGCCGUUCAGACCAGCACCAGCUGCUGGGUGCGGAGGAGACCGGCCUGCAGGAGCACAAUGAGGACAACUGUCUUUACUGUGCAGGGCUCUACGUGCUUGGAUGCAAUUUAAACACUCCCACACAAAACCGCACAGACUAUCCCGAUGCUCCAUUCUCGGAAUGGUGCAAUCAGUCCUUACACAACCUGGACGUCAUGCCUCCGUCUAAGUACUCAGGUGUGUCUGGCUGCAGCGAUGCUGUCUCUCAGGGCUCUGGUGGCAGCACACGCAGCACCGAGCUUGUACUUGGGGUGAAAAAUAUUCCAGAGGAUGCUCCAGCCUGCCGUGUUCUUCUGAGGAAGGAGGUGCUUCGGCUGGUCAUCAACCUGAGCUCCUCAGUGGGGACCAAAGGGAAUGAAACCGGACUCCUCACAAUCAAGGAAAAGUUUCCUUAUGCGUUUGAUGACAUCUGCCUGUAUUCCGAAGUUUCAUACUUGUUGGCGCAUUGCAUGUUCAGACUGGCUUCACGACGCUUCAUUCAGGAGCUCUUUCAAGAUGUUCAGUUCAUUCCGAUGUACGAGGAGGCUGAGAGCAUUCUGUCAAUGCCCAAGAAGUCUACCACAGUAUAUCUUCCAUCAGAACCGUGAUCAUCCUCUAAGUGUUUUAAAUCACACUAUUCUCUUCCCCGAUGCAGCAAUUAUGGAUCUCUUUCUUGGCCUGACCAUGCGACUAAGAUGAAUACGCAAUAAGAGACUAGGGCUAUGGAACAGACAUAGGUGGAUUGAGAGAGUCACCGGGAACAUUUCCACAGAAAGAGAAAAAGCGGUACGUUAAGAGAACAAACUCUUUUUACCUGAACAAAUACUCUACACGGAAGCUCUGUGGACAUUUACAGUGUAACCAAAUAAUCCUUGUAAACUGAACGGAAAGUGAAACAUGCAAAUAUUUGAUCUGUGAGUCAAUACGAAUUGUAUUUCAAAUGCAAGCAAAAUCUUUCAAGACUGUCUAGGGAGAUGAUUAACUUCCAUUUUUUUUUAUAAAGGCCUAGGGGUAUGAUUGCACGUAACAGAAGCAUUUUUUUCCUCGAGUGGAUCCCUCAACACUACAACAUUCCAGCUGUUUUCUUUGGAUUUCUCUAUUACUAAUUUUGGUUGUUUCAAAUAUGAAAUAGCUUUCGCAACCAGGCCGAGCAAACACUCUUAGUCCUGGUGUGAUUUGCUUUGUAAGACAAUCAUCAUUAAGUAAUAAUAAUAGUCAGCAACUGCCAGUUGUUGUUUUUUUUCCUCUUUUGUACCCGACUCAUAAAAGUGUCUUUUCUGCUUAUUGAUUUUUAUCUUGACGUAGCACAUAGCAAUCCCUGAGUAAAUGUAUGUGCAUGUAUUUGAUGGUGUUGUUACACAAUAAUGCAAUAGCGACUGUAUUGUAUUAAUGUGUAACUUUGUUAACUGACUUAUGAAACGUCAUCCAA
Sinocyclocheilus rhinocerous is the source of this 5469-nucleotide messenger RNA. RefSeq names its product rapamycin-insensitive companion of mTOR-like. Gene Ontology annotation, cellular component: TORC2 complex. The transcript is spliced from 32 exons. Gene Ontology annotation, molecular function: protein serine/threonine kinase activator activity. Lineage: Eukaryota; Metazoa; Chordata; Actinopteri; Cypriniformes; Cyprinidae. Gene Ontology annotation, biological process: TORC2 signaling; positive regulation of phosphatidylinositol 3-kinase/protein kinase B signal transduction. The record is from RefSeq and is a predicted model, not a curated record. Bases 35 to 4648 code for a protein of 1537 amino acids.